Diprion similis is the source of this 666-nucleotide messenger RNA. RefSeq lists its product as uncharacterized. Gene Ontology annotation, molecular function: nucleic acid binding. The record is from RefSeq and is a predicted model, not a curated record. The transcript has 3 exons. NCBI's taxonomy places the organism in Eukaryota, Metazoa, Arthropoda, Insecta, Hymenoptera, Diprionidae. Bases 1 to 666 code for a protein of 221 amino acids.
AUGAACGAGAAAAAGCUAACGCUGGUGACGGAACUGCAUAAAUCUGCACGCCGGAAUUACCCGCGUCGCCGUGUAGACGUGCGCGGCAUCGACGAGACCUGGCAGGCGGAUCUUGUUGAUAUGAUGUCAUACGCAGGACAAAACAAAGGCUACAAGUAUAUGCUCACAGUCAUUGAUAUCUUUUCAAAUAAUUUUAAGGCUUCGAUCUGUGAACGGUUUGAUCGUACGUUGAGGAAUAAAAUGUGGAAACGGUUCAGUAUGCAAGAAAGCUACAAGUGGCUCGACAUCUUAUCUGAUUUAGUAUCGGCUUACAACAACACGAAACACCGAACCAUAAGAAUGAAACCAUCGGAUGUCACCGUUGCGAACGAAAGGCUGGUAUUACGUGACAAAGUUCGAACCAGCAAGUUCGAAAACGUCUUUGAAAAAGGUUACACUCCCAAUUGGACGACUGAAAUAUUCACAAUAAGCCAAGUAGAAAAUACCAAUCCUGUGACGUACAAGCUCAAAGACUACCAAGGUCAACCCAUCGCUGGUGGUUUCUACGAACAGGAGCUCCUUAAGGUGGAACAUCCGGACAUCUAUCUGGUGGAGAAGGUGCUUCAGAAGCGGAGAAAAAAAUUAUACGUCAAGUGGCUAGGUUUUGAUACUACACACAACAGUUAG